Cebus imitator (Panamanian white-faced capuchin) is the source of this 2760-nucleotide messenger RNA. It is a transcript of the gene ZNF775, whose product is annotated as zinc finger protein 775. Gene Ontology annotation, molecular function: RNA polymerase II transcription regulatory region sequence-specific DNA binding; DNA-binding transcription factor activity, RNA polymerase II-specific. Gene Ontology annotation, cellular component: nucleus. The coding region runs from base 661 to 2274 and encodes 537 amino acids. The transcript has 3 exons. The record is from RefSeq and is a predicted model, not a curated record. Gene Ontology annotation, biological process: regulation of transcription by RNA polymerase II. NCBI's taxonomy places the organism in Eukaryota, Metazoa, Chordata, Mammalia, Primates, Cebidae.
CAAGUGGCUGGAAGGAGUGAUGGUUUAGGAAGAGUGAGCAGCAGCAGGGCCACUGGCAGAGGCUUAUACAGACAAUGCCUGGCACAUCGGGCUUAGGCUUGCCACCGGUGGUGCUUCCAAACCCGGGGAGCAGGUAGCCGUUCACCUGCGCCAUCAGGAACCUGAGCCCAAAGUGCUAGAGAGCCUAGCCAGGGAGUAGCAGUGGGUGAGUGACAGGUGGGCUGGGACUUGGGGCUCCUGAUUAAGACACAGGGUCCUGAGGGGAGGGACCAGGAAGGGUGGCCUUGAGAAGGACAUCCUUGCCAGCCUCGGGCAGUAGGCUUCUAGGGGGAGACUAGAGCAAGGAGCCAGCCAGGUGUCGGCCCAGGGUCACCCAAAGCUGGCUGAAGAGGAGAGGCCCACUGCAUCCCCUUGGGCCAGAGCGCACAGGCCAGGCCCUGGAGGAUCUCAGGCUGCACCAGGCUUGCUGGACACAGGCUCAUUUUCUUUCUAGGGCUUUCUGUCUUGCUCUACCUUCUCUCCAGCCAGCUGCAGCUCCUGCUGACCUAUGUCACCCCAGUGUAGGUCAUCCAACAGUGACUCAUGGCCCCCAGCUUCCUGGCUCGAUGAGGAUGGCAGGGAAGGGACGCAGCCGGCGCUGAUGCUUGGAGGCCUCCAGGGAUGGAGAGUGGCCUGGCUGGCGACGGCACAGGAGCCGGGCUGGUGAUGAAGGUCAAGCAGGAGAAGCCGGAGCGGCUGCUGCAGACGCUGGUGCCGCAGGCCAUGCUUGCGGAGAAGGACAAGGAGAACAUCUUCCAGCAGCACCCGGGCCUCCCUCCACGCCAGACCUUGGGGUGGUCUCGAGCCCUAGGGGCACAGGAGGAGUCUGGGAGUCCCAGGUGGGCCCCUCCCGCUGAGCAGGAUGCGGGGCUGGCAGGCCGGGCUCCCGGGGCAGCCUCUGGCCCCCUGAGCCUGGCGCUUUCCGCCAGUGAGGGUCAUUUCGUGUGCCUAGACUGCGGGAAGAGGUUCAGCUGGUGGUCGUCCCUGAAGAUCCACCAGCGCACCCACACCGGGGAGAAGCCGUACCUCUGUGGCAAGUGCGGCAAGAGCUUCAGCCAGAAGCCAAACCUGGCGCGCCACCAGCGGCACCACACGGGCGAGCGGCCCUUCUGCUGCCCCGAGUGCACGCGGCGCUUCAGCCAGAAGCAGCACCUGCUCAAGCACCAGAAGACCCACUCCCGGCCGGCCACCCACUCCUGCCCCGAGUGCGAGCGCUGCUUCCGCCACCAGGUGGGCCUCCGCAUCCACCAGCGCGCGCACGCCCGGGACCGCCAGGGUGCCAGCGCCGGCCUGCACGAGCUGCUCCGGGAUGCGGCGUCGCGCCGGGCCUGUCGCCUGCGGCCUGGGCCGCCGCGGGGGCUCCCCGAGUGGGCCUGGCUAGGACUCUGCCAGGGCUGGUGGGGCCAGCCCGGGGCCCGGACCGCCGUCUCCCGCCCCUCGGGGCCGGGCGAGCCGCGCCAGUUCAUCUGCAACGAGUGUGGCAAGAGCUUCACCUGGUGGUCGUCGCUGAACAUCCACCAGCGCAUCCACACGGGGGAGCGGCCUUAUGCGUGCCCAGAGUGCGGCCGCUGCUUCAGCCAGAAGCCCAACCUGACGCGGCACCUGCGCAACCACACGGGCGAGCGCCCGCACCCCUGCCCGCACUGCGGCCGCGGCUUCCGCCAGAAGCAGCACCUGCUCAAGCACCUGCGCACGCACCUGCCGGGCGCCCAGGCAGCGCCCUGCCCCAGCUGCGGUAAGAGCUGCCGCAGCCGUGCCGCGCUGCGCGCCCACCAGCGCGCCCAUGCCGCUGCCCAGCCCGCCGUCCCAGCCGGCGAAUCGGGCGACCAGCCUCAAGCCGAGGUCAUCCCGGGCUUGGCCGCGCGGCCGCGGAGCCCCCAACGGCCCCCGGGGGCCCGGGACGCACUGUGGGGCCGGGGACGCGCAGGCCUGGCCGGGCCUGGCGAGCCGCGCCAGUUCAUCUGCAACGAGUGCGGCAAGAGCUUCUCGUGGUGGUCGGCGCUCACCAUCCACCAGCGCAUCCACACAGGCGAGCGGCCCUACCCGUGCCCCGAGUGCGGCCGCCGCUUCAGCCAGAAGCCCAACCUGACGCGGCACCGGCGUAACCACACGGGCGAGCGGCCCUAUCUGUGUCCCGCCUGCGGCCGCGGCUUCAGCCAGAAGCAGCACCUGGUCAAGCACCAGCGCGUGCACCGCGCGGCCCCUGCGCCCAGCGCCAAGGAAGAGGCACGCUAGUGGGCGGGACCCCCGCGGACCCGUGCUUGUGGUGGUGGCGGGGGAUGCCACAGCGGGACUAGUGAAUUCCUCAAAGCUCUCAAGACCUGAGAACAGUUCCAGAAGCAUCCCAAAGGGUGCCGGGAAAGGUCCCAGCGUGGGUUGAAGGAGGAGGGAAGAUCCGAGUUUCCCACCGCAGGCCUGGAUGUGACCACCCUCUUCAGAGGUUGGACCUCAGGCUUCAAGCACCGAGUGAGGGGUCUGUUGGGGACACUGGGAGAGGAUCCUGGUGUGAAGUGGCCCGGGUCUGGACUGGUCAGCUGUGGCACCACCCCACCCAGACUGCAGGAUGGCCGGGGGUUGCCCCUGUGGGAGAAUCGCCACAGACUAGGUGAUACCAAGGAUGGAAGCCAGAGGUCGUGGCAAGGGAGAGCCAAGCAUAUUCCCAGCACCAGGGCCAGUGCUGGCACGUCAUAGGCAUCCAAUAAAUAUUUUUGGAAGGAGUGA